UUUUGUUCUGUCGAUCUCGAGUAGGAUGGCGAGGGGAAGCUCGCUGUCGCAGAAGGCGUCAUCGGCGGGAGGCGGGGGGCGACCGGCCACGGUGGGGCCUAGGGGGACGCCGGCGGCUGCUGCGGGAAUGAGGAGGCGGAGGCUGGGUGGCGGCUCCGCCGGGGGAUUCGGGGCCGCCGGUGGCGGCGGGGGAGGUAGCAACAUGCUGCGCUUCUACACCGACGAUGCCCCCGGGUUCAAGAUGACGCCCACGGUCGUCCUGGUGAUGAGCCUCUGCUUCAUCGGAUUCGUCACCGCCCUGCACGUCUUCGGCAAGCUCUACCGCUACCGCUCCUCCGGCGGAUCUUAAUCCGCCGCCGACCUAUCUCCGGAAGAAACUGUGUAAAACUUCACAUGAGUGGAGAUACUGGAGUAUCAGCAUUUCCUGAGGGUGAAAACAUCUUCUCUUGGAUCGGUACCAUUGAGGGAAGCAAAGGAACUCCAUACAAAGGCUUGUUGUACAAGCUGUCACUAAGCUUCCCAUUGGUCUAUCCAUUUAAGCCACCCCUGGUUAAGCUUGAAACUCCAUGCUUCCCAUCCAAAUAUUGAUCAAUGUGGCAACAUUUGUUUAGACAUCCUUCAGGUACUCUGAUAUUUGGCUUUCCGAUCAGCAAACUACUACGCUAAUGGCCUAAUGCAAUGUACUGCACUUGUGUUCAUGAUAUAUUCUGUACUCUGACCCAGGACAUGUGGUCUUCCGCAUAUGAUUGCAGAACGAUCUUGUUAUCUAUACAGAGCUUGUUAGGAGAACCCAAUAAUGAAAGUCCUCUCAACAGCUAUGCUGCAACACUGUGGAGCAACCAAGAAGAUUACAAGAAGAUGGUCCACAAGCAG
This is a messenger RNA of Musa acuminata AAA Group (dessert banana), 873 nucleotides long. RefSeq names its product protein transport protein Sec61 subunit beta. Bases 26 to 349 code for a protein of 107 amino acids. Lineage: Eukaryota; Viridiplantae; Streptophyta; Magnoliopsida; Zingiberales; Musaceae. The record is from RefSeq and is a predicted model, not a curated record. Gene Ontology annotation, molecular function: guanyl-nucleotide exchange factor activity. Gene Ontology annotation, biological process: SRP-dependent cotranslational protein targeting to membrane, translocation; post-translational protein targeting to membrane, translocation. The transcript has 4 exons. Gene Ontology annotation, cellular component: Sec61 translocon complex; membrane.